GGUUGCUUUUUGCUAUACCGACCUUUAGUUUUAGCUCUAACCUCUAGACUCAUUUUCCCUUCCCUUUUCUCACUUUCUUUCCUUCUCUUUUCUUUCAUCAUCUGUCGGUAUUCUUUAAUGAUAUACCCUGUCCAGAAACAUCUCCACUCUUUGCAAACAUCCCUUCAACCAACAACACACAUACACCCACCCCCCAUAUCACUCACAUAAAAGUACUGUAUCAAGUAAUCCCAUGGAUCGCGAUAUAUCAUGACAGACCAACAACUUCGAGACACCCCCACUGCCACUGCCGCUUCUUCACCCUCUUUCCUCACUGACUCUCCUCCUGCUGCAGCCCCCGCUGCUCCAUCUUCCCCCGCUCCUCAGGCUGAGCUCAUCCCCGCAGAGGACCCUGAGGAUACUUCCGAUAUUGACCGCUAUGAAAUUGACUCAGCUCUUGGAUCCGAUGCUGCCAGUUUUAUGUACCCGGACUCGGUGACGGCGAGCAUUCUUGAGUACAGAACUAUUCAGGGAAGAACAUAUCACAGCGAUCGCUAUGCUAGUGAAUAUGUUAUGCCGAAUGACGAGCAGCAGCUUCAAUCGGUUGACAUCUCUCAUCACUACCUCACCAUGCUGCUAGAUAACAACCUCUUCUUGGCGCCCAUACCGCCUCAUGUUCAGAGAGUUCUCGAUGUCGGAACUGGUUCUGGAAUAUGGGCAAUAGACUUUGCAGAUGCAUAUCCAAGUGCGCAAGUAAUCGGCUCAGACCUCUCACCCACGCAGCCCGAAUGGGUCCCUCCAAACGUUCACUUUGAGAUCGCAGAUGCAACUCUCACUUGGCCUUGGAAAGACAACUACUUUGACUUCAUCCACAUCCGCUACCUGUUUGGAUCAGUCCAAGACUGGCCCGCCCUCUUUCAAGAAGCAUAUCGCUGCUGUGCACCCGGUGGCUGGGUCCAAUCAUGCGAGGCUGACAUACACUUCUACUCCGAUGACGGAACGACAGACAGCGAGCUUGCACUCCAGAAGUGGGCGGAUCUGUACGAGAAAGGCGGCGCAGAAACGGGGAGGACGUUUUUUCUUCAGCAGGAGGCGCUGCAGGAGAGAAGUAUCACAGAGGCUGGCUUCACGGAUGUCAGGAUAUUUGAUUACAAGGUACGACGAUGGAUUUGUUUGAGGUGAUACCUGCUAACGAUGUUUGGGCUGCAGCUACCCGUGGGAGGAUGGACCAAUAAUCGGAAGCUCUCUGAGCUGGGCGAGUACGUCAGGUUGACUUUGGAAAACGAUCUCGAGGGAUACACGCUGUAUCUUUGGCAUAACGUGCUGAACUGGCCGAGGGAGGAAUACCCGCAGUUUCUUGCGGCGAUGCGAAAAGUGAUCGGUAAUCGGAGGGUUCAUGGAUACAUGAUGGUGCGGUAUGUUUACGCGCGGAAGCCAUGAAACGACGAAGUAUCAACGAAUGAAUGCGAUGAGUGAUGAGAACACUGGGCGGACGGCGAGCACAUAGAGCGCGAAGGUCGUGGGUACAUGGGAACCACGGAGUGCGUGGGUUUGUUUAUCUCAGAGAUCAGAGGCGUAUUUCGGACAGGUCUAUUGGGGGAAUAUUUAAUCGGUAGGACAUUUGGGAAUAGACAUGCACUCAAGCAAGACUUGUGCGCAUCAACGCGACGUGACGGCAGCGUUGCACAGUGUUCCCUAGCCAUCGCGCAUAUGCUUCAGCUAUCACAGCAACACACGUAUACAUCACAGCUUCUUCCUCACCCCCAGGGCAAGCCCCAGCAAGCAACGAAAAAGAGAAGUAGAAAACACGCCUGUCAGACGUCCGUCAACACCCACCCCGACCGCGCGCCCGAAGGCAAGACCGCAAUCAGGGUCGAGAUCAUCAAAUACAACCAUCUCUAUACAGCCACCCGCAGUAAAGCAGGCGACCGCCAUCCUUGCGGACAGAUCGAGAGGACCAAAGGUAUUCACUCUAGGGUGUCGAGGAUAUGCACUCAUCAACCAGGGUGGGAUCUGUGGCUCUUUUAGGGAACCAAGAGAAGGUCGAAUACUAUAGAAAUGAUUCUCUGAAGUAUUGUCGACAU
Molecule: messenger RNA, 2063 nt
Organism: Fusarium odoratissimum NRRL 54006
Lineage: Eukaryota; Fungi; Ascomycota; Sordariomycetes; Hypocreales; Nectriaceae
Exons: 5
Coding region: 250-1161 (303 amino acids)
Molecular function (GO): methyltransferase activity
Source: RefSeq, a predicted model, not a curated record